AUGACAGACACUCGAAGAAUGAUGGCCAACCAAGAACGCAGCAGCAGGGGGGUCUCCACGGGAUCCAUGGACGACUUUCUCCACGUACUUUUCCUCGAACACAAUAUCGUGCCUUCUCAAGUCGAUAUCAUCCAAGACAAUGCGAACCCCGACGAUCACACAGUACCCCGAAGACACAGUUCCUUUGAAAUGUUGUCUCCUGCGAUGAUUGCCAACAAGACUAGGAUUGUUCCAAGAAGUCUCUCCGGCUCGUCCUCUUCAUCCUCAUCAACAACAACAAGAGGAGACGACAAACAAGAACUGAACGGAUUCGAUCAAGUACUUCUCAUGACUGAGAAGAACACACUGUAA
Molecule: messenger RNA, 351 nt
Organism: Cylindrotheca closterium
Lineage: Eukaryota; Bacillariophyta; Bacillariophyceae; Bacillariales; Bacillariaceae
Source: the annotation of a GenBank genome assembly